Molecule: messenger RNA, 1365 nt
Organism: Hipposideros armiger (great roundleaf bat)
Lineage: Eukaryota; Metazoa; Chordata; Mammalia; Chiroptera; Hipposideridae
Gene: CUNH8orf76
Product: chromosome unknown C8orf76 homolog
Exons: 6
Coding region: 80-1225 (381 amino acids)
Molecular function (GO): protein binding
Source: RefSeq, a predicted model, not a curated record
CCCGCCUUUCCGCGUUGGCUCGCGUGUGGGCGCAGCCCUAGGCACCGCCUCGUCUCGGAGCUCCCACCUUGGGCGCGCAAUGGAGACUGAUUGCUGGCUGCUGGGCGGAGAGUUCGAGGAUUCCGUGUUCGAGGAGAGGCCGGAGCAGCGGCCUGGACCGCCGGCUUCCUACCGCGCCAAGCGCUGCGAGCCGCAGUGGUUUUAUGAAGAGGUGGGGAGCAGUGAUGAUGCUGAAGCUCUAACGAUCAAGAAAUUCAAAGGCGACCUGGCCUACAGACGGCAUGAGUAUCAGAAAGCACUGCAGGAAUAUUCCAGUAUCUCUGAAAAAUUACCGCCUACAAAUGUUGCCAUGAAAAGGGAUGUGGAGGAAGGGCAGGCUCGCUGCCUCGCUCGUCUGGGAAGGCACGCAGAAGCACUGGAGAUUGCUACAAACUUGGAAAAUAAAGCAACCAACACAGACCAUUUAACCACUGUGCUCUGCCUCGAGCUUGCUAUCUGUUCAAGUUUGCAGAACGUGGAGAAAACCAUUUUCUGCCUACAGAAACUGAUUUCUUUGCAUCCUUUCAACCCUUGGAACUGGGGCCGAUUGGCAGAGGCUUACAUGAAUCUGGGGCCAGCUCUCCCAGCACCGAUUGCGUCAUCUCACAAUCAGAACAGUUUCACCUCAAGUGACAAAAGUAUCAAAUCCUCCUUUCCACAUUCAGGAAAAGACUGUCUUUUGUGUUUCCCUGAAACAUUGCCCGAGAGCUCUGUGUUUUCUAUGGAAGCAAACAGCGGUAAUAACCAGAAGAAUGAGAAAGAUCCUAAUAAUAUUCAAAACUCUGUGGCCAGAAAGAGAGAAGCAGUGUUGCCAGAGAUUCAGAUGAAAGCAUGUGCCUCUUUCAUACGAACCAGGCUGUUGCUUCAGCUCACCCAGUCUCAGCAAACAUCGUUUGCUUUGGAGAGGAACUUGAGGACUCAGCAGGAAAUUGAAGAUAAAAUGAAAGCGUUCAGCUUCAAAGAAGACACUUUGCUGUUGAUAGCCGAGGUUAUGGGAGAAGAUAUUGCCCCAGAAAAAAUAAAAGACGAGGUUCACGCCGAGGUGAAGUGUGUCGGCUCUGCGGCCCCGACCCCCUUGGUGAUUGCAUCUUCGAAAGAAUUUGAAGACAGGUGGUUCAGAAAGAUCAAAGACCACUUCUGCGCCUUUGAAAAUCAGUUGCGUACAGAGAUACAAAUCUUGGCUUAGCAGUCCCUUUAAAAACAAACAAAACGUCUUGCCCUGUAUUGAUUGUCCUUGUUUUACUUUAGAGAGAAUCCACUACUAAUCGUGUAAUAUGGAGAAUUAAAAAUGAUUAUUUGUGUUUUAUAAAAAUGGCUUAUCUCCCA